UACGAGCAAAUCAUUGGAAGGUAGAUCGUCUGACACUUCAGAUGGACUUGGACGGGGCACACUAGGGUGUAAAGGUGAGCCAUGGCGGCGGUACUGCGGUAAAAGGCGCGCGGUCUCUUUAAAUGCCGAGUGUCGCCGAGUCGAGUUGCGCUCCGAUCCGCAGCCGAACCGAUGGAGCUCCGCUCUCCGCACCUGUCCGCGGUGGCGGUGGGGAUUUACCCCGUUUACACAGUGGGACAGGGCUAAUACAGCGUAAAACUGCGCUCUCCGCCUUCCUCUCACAUGUGUUUGCCGCCGUCGACGUGCACGUAGCGACCCGCGCCCGCGGGUAAGUUUAGGCGCCGCUCUUCUCUUUGAAAUGUUGCAACUUAGUUAAGGCGCUGGCGACGCGGGAUACCUGUGUGCGCCGCUCGUACGCGUCACUCUCUGCUAAUAAUAAUGGAGCCUUCCUCACUUUUGAGCAGCCACUUAAUUUUUAUUGUACACCCAGUUCGCUCCUCGGAACAAAGCGGGCACUUCUUUCUCUAAAACGAAGAAAGACAGAGACAGAUAGACAGAAAGAAAGAAAGGCAGGCAGGCGACGGUGCGAGAUGGAGUGGAAGCCGGGCGCGCCGCGGGGUUCCUGCUUCCUCCGAGGUGCUACGUGUUGAAUCGCGGGAGCGCGCCGUGCGUGCCGCCGCCGGAGACGCGCCUUCCUUCCUGUAGACCUGUGCUCCCGCGGACAGCCGCGGCGCAAUGGGGAACCAGGUAGAGAAACUGACUCACCUGAGUUACGCGGAAGUGCCGACGGCGGACCCGCAGGGCGCCGACCCGGGGGACGACGGUCCGCGCAUCGGGGUCUCCUACAUCUUCUCGAACGACGACGAGGAGCUGGAGGAGAGCGCGGACGGGGCCGAUCGGGAGCGCGCGCAGGAGGAGAAGCCCUAUGACACGUGCGACGAGGUGGAGUGCGCCAUCUAUAAUCGAGAGGACUGCAUUUAUGAGAAGAGCCUGAAGCACACGAGCACCGGCACCUAUUCCCCCGAGAACCUGUCCAACAGGUGCAGGCCGGGCGACCUGGUGGAGUUCGUGGCCUCGGGUCAGUACCCGCACUGGGUCGUGUACGUGGGCGACUUCCAGGUGGUGCAUCUGCACAAGGCCGAGGUAAAGAACAGCUUCCUGACGGACGCCAGUCAGGGGAGGAGAGGCCGCAUCGUGAACGACCUCUACAGGUUCAGACCUCUGAGCCCGGAGAUGGUGGUGCAGAACGCCAUGGAACAGGUGGGCGCGAAGGACACGGAGCUCAGCUGGAGGAACUCGGAGUGCUUCGCCGCUUGGUGCAGGUUCGGGAGGCGGGAGUUCAAAAUUGGAGGGGAGAUAAGAAUCGGAAAGCAGCCGUACAGGUUGAAGAUACGGCUGUCGGAGAAAAAGACUCAGGCGUUGGAGUUUCAGAGCUUGGAAGACUUGAUUGUGGAAAAGAGGAGGAAUGACCAGAUAGGGAGAGCUGCUGUGAUCCAAGAGCAGGAGAACCAUCUCAACUGUGCGGAGGAACUCCACCGUGAUCACGACCCCAAGUGAUGGAGUUAACCUCAU
Scleropages formosus (Asian bonytongue) is the source of this 1572-nucleotide messenger RNA. It is a transcript of the gene lratd2a, whose product is annotated as LRAT domain containing 2a. NCBI's taxonomy places the organism in Eukaryota, Metazoa, Chordata, Actinopteri, Osteoglossiformes, Osteoglossidae. The record is from RefSeq and is a predicted model, not a curated record. The transcript has a single exon. The coding region runs from base 736 to 1557 and encodes 273 amino acids.